This is a messenger RNA of Pygocentrus nattereri (red-bellied piranha), 2595 nucleotides long. Its product is annotated as chemokine-like receptor 1. The transcript is spliced from 2 exons. Gene Ontology annotation, molecular function: complement receptor activity; G protein-coupled receptor activity. Lineage: Eukaryota; Metazoa; Chordata; Actinopteri; Characiformes; Serrasalmidae. Gene Ontology annotation, cellular component: plasma membrane. Gene Ontology annotation, biological process: inflammatory response; positive regulation of cytosolic calcium ion concentration; phospholipase C-activating G protein-coupled receptor signaling pathway. The record is from RefSeq and is a predicted model, not a curated record. Bases 96 to 1175 code for a protein of 359 amino acids.
ACAGAGCUCCAAUCUCCAGCUCCUGUCAGCAAAAGAAGAAUGCAACAAUAUUUUGCGGACUAUUACAGUACUGAGUGACGAAAAACGAACACAAGAUGACUGACCUGAGGAAUGUAACAGCUGUCACAUCAAACAUCAGCAACAGCAAAGAAGUACAGCAAAUCGAAGGCCUGACAUAUACCCAGAUCUUCACUCUGGUCUCAUACAUAGCAAUAUUUAUGCUUGGUACAGUUGGCAAUGGACUGGUCAUGUAUGUGACAGGCUACAAGAUGAAGACAACAGUCAAUUCCAUCUGGUUUCUCAACUUGGCCGUGGCAGACUUCCUCUUCACGUUUUUCCUGAUACUGAGCAUCGCAUCUGUAGCUCGAAAAUUUGACUGGCCUUUCGGUCUCGAAAUGUGCAAGUUCAAUACCUUUGUGUCUGUGCUCAACAUGUUUGCUAGCAUCUUUCUGCUGACAGCCAUCAGCCUGGACCGCUGUCUGUCCACAUGGGUGAUCGUCUGGGCCCAGAACAAACGUACUCCACUCAAAGCUAGGAUUGCAUGUUUGUUCAUAUGGGUGGGAGCCAUAGCCUGCAGCAUCCCCUUUGCCUCUUAUCGUACAUUGAUGCCACAUGGAACGAUUUCAUUCUGUAUCUCUAGCGCUGAUACGCAAGUGAAGAUGAAUCUGGCUGUCUUCAGAUUUGUGAUAGGCUUCGCCGUUCCCAUAAUCAUUAUCAUCUGUUCAUACAUAGCAAUUGGAGUGAGAGCUCGACGUCUCCAAAAAUACAAGAAACUUCGCCCCUUCCGAGUCAUCCUGACUGUGAUACUAGCUUUUUUCUUAUGCUGGCUUCCCUUCCAUAUCUACUCUUUCUGUUCUGUUCGCAGUCGUGCAGAAAAUUGGAGUAUAGACGCUCAAAUUGUCAUUCAAACCUCUGGGCCCUUCAUCGUGAGCCUGGCGUAUCUGAACAGCUGUCUGAACCCCAUCCUGUAUGUGUUCAUGUGUGAGGAGUUCAAGACGAAGCUCAAGCAGUCCUUGCUGCUGGUGCUGGAGAAUGCUUUUACGGAGGAGCAACUGGGCUUCCUCACCCCUCGCCAUUCCAUCAGCUCUCGCCACUCUGAGUCCCACAUCCAGAUGAAAAAAAAUGACACAACUAUCUCCCUCGUCAGCCGCUUGGACAGGACUUCAGACGACUGAAAAAGUCACAGUUCUGUUACAUGAGUCUGCAUAAGACCUUUUUCUUCAAGGUGUACUGAAAGCAGUCCCCCGAGGACACGCAGAACAAAAGCAUUGCUGAGCAGUAUCGAGGUGCCCCCCACCAGUUGUGUGGUUUUGCAAGCUGUUUCUGUAUUUUAACUACUGAUGUUUUCUGUGUUUUCACACAUUCAUUUCUAUUAGAUGUUCACCAAACCAAAAAUACAUGAAUGACACCUACAUUGGUGUCUUUCACUUCUUUUUUAUGUGUUGUUUUCCUUUUUUAUAUUCUUAAAAUAGCCUUUCUAUCGUGACCUGUUUUCCUUUUUGCCUCUCAAACUGUAGACAUGCUCAGGUAUUAAAGGAAGACUUUGACAAACAAAAAACACAUUUACCACUCCCAUUAGAUGGAAGAUAGUUGAUCACCCAAGACAUGUUUGGUGUCCAAACCUUGGUCUGGUUUAGCACUGCAGUUUCAGGGCUAACAUUGCUGACAGCCACUAAAAGGUAGUAGCCAUCCACAUCUUUUUCUCCUAAAUAAAAGUUUUCUCCGCCCAUUAGAGCCAAAUCCAGGUCAUCAAGGCCACACAGGUCGGUUGAUGUGGUUUCUCUUAAUCUACAAAAAGAACAAAACUUCACCACAUAGGAGAAAGCCUUGCUGAAAUAUACAGUACAGUCCAGCUGGCAUUUAAUGCUGGUCAGUGCUGGUUUGUGCUGGUCAGGCAUCCAAAAGACAACAUUUACUGGUUUUGCCGAUGAACAGCCAUGUUGGUCUAUGCAAGGUGCUACAGGUUAGACAACAGGACUACAGAGCAUGUUUCUGUUGUUCUUCUUAUAAAUAACUGUUCAAUUUAUAUGUGACGUAUGUAUUUAUAAAUAAAAACAACAGAAAUUGUGAGUUUAAUCUGGUCUCCACAUGUCUGCAUGAUGUAAAUUCAGCUAUUGUCUAAAUCGGUGCAGCUAUGCAGUCAAGAUUUGUUCAUUUUUAUAGAUGAAAGCACACCAGCAAGUCUGUGCAACCUUAAUGAAGACUUGGAUGUGGUUUGAGUGGGUUUUAGAGAUGUGUUUGCAAAAAAAGAUGUGGGUGUUCCGUUGACUUCUAGUGUUUGUUAACAGCAUUAGCCUCAAAGCUUCAGUACUAAACUAAUGAGCUGCAAAUCUGACACUGUACCAAACAUGUCUUGGAUGGUUGAUGCAUCUGGAGCAGGAGAAAAUUGUGUACAUUAGAUUUUUUUUUUCAUUCAGUCUUUUCAAAACGUAUUAUUCAGUAGAGAAAUGUUUUGAACACUGUAAUGAAACUGGUGUGUUCAUUAUGAGUCAGUGAGUGAGGAAUUUGUGUGUUUGACCAUUUACAGACCUUUCAAUGUUAUUUAGAGUGCUGUGAAUAUUUUGUGAUGAUUGCUUAAUAAACAGUAUUUUCUUA